This is a messenger RNA of Amoebophrya sp. A25, 1659 nucleotides long. The record is from the annotation of a GenBank genome assembly. Lineage: Eukaryota; Dinophyceae; Syndiniales; Amoebophryaceae.
GAAGAUUCUCAUGGGUCACUUCAAUACUUGUACGUAUACUGCAUUUCACAAAGUACAAGCUGGAAAAUGCGCUCGGUGUUAGUUCUUGCCUGAUUCGUACGAGUCAAGAGAUUGGCAUCGCGAGUUUUUGAAGAGCAAGGUGACACUAAGAUUAAUGAUACCUUGCUGUUGUAGACAAGCUAGUUGUGACGGACUUGCUUCAAUGCUCGAGGAAAGCUCUCACUGAUUUCCUGAAGUACAACAUUCAGUACCACUUGUGUCCCUCUGAAUAAAAUCACCUUCCAAAUAGACAAGAUAUCAUCUUCAGCAUUGAUUACAAAAUGCCAUCCGCCGUAUCUGCUGCUCCCUUUGAUCCCACUGUUCUUGCGGAUGAGCUGGGCGAGGAUGUCGACGACUCUUUGCUUAUGGCCUCGGUCAGCGUGAUUCAUGCUUGCGAGGAGUGGUUAUCUUCUCCAGAUUGGGCCAAGUCUCUCCGUGUCGCGUACGAAAGAGAGUGCUACGGACAAGGGACCUCGGACCGCAACAUCGCAAUGCAUGUGUGGCUGGAUACUGUAAAAGCGGUACAUCACGACAUGGCAAUAUCCUCCAUACCCUCGGAAGGGAGUUUAUGGGAACCAUCUUGUCAUGUGGGUUCUUACUGAUGUCGUGUCCAAAAAAGUUAGUUUUUUCAUCUUGCAUCUUCUUCCUUCGAUAGAAAACUGCUAGCAAACUAAGGAUGAGGACCUCAGACUGUCUGACUCAGAUUCAGAUACCUCAGCAGGAUGUCAAGUAAGGCAUCGGAGGUAUUGCUUACAAAAAGCGUUUCGAGCACGACCACGAUAGCCAUCCCUACCUCUAACAACGCCAGUUCCUGGCUUCGCCGGUGUUCACCCUGCCAACCUGCAGCAGCUUCAGGCUAUGCUUCCGGAACCUGAUGACGAUUUUAUCCGGACAUGUUGUGAGAUGCUCCGCACACAGACAGCGGGAGAGGACUUCCAGUUCCCCUCGUGGCUCGAAUUACAGAAAGAAGGCAUUUCAGACUACGAUAAUUUCGUUGAGAUGACGGAAGCUGUGUUCGUGCAGAUUUAAGAUGAGCAUCUGGAAAGUUGUUCCUGAGUCAUAAUAUAAAUAUUCACUUUUACAUACCUUUUCUUCGAGAAUCAUUUCUAAGAAUUACUAUGGAUCUUUUUUGAUGAACGAUUCAAAGAUCUUUUCUAAGAAGCGGCACAUUGUGCGGAGCUGCUUGCGGCCCAGCUUUUCGGUGCGUUGGGUAAGAACAAGGGCCAGGACAUUGACGCGGCAGAGGACGCCGGUGGGCGUGGCGCGGGUUCGAUGAACAUAAUGGCUGAUCCUAUGAUUCGAUCUAGCCUGCUAAAGGCACAUGGAAGAGACCCAAGUGUUUGUGGGGUACAGACCAGAAACUCCUAAUUUCUAUUUCAGGGUUCAUCAACUACAUUCAGCACUUUUCUUGAGGAAUCACAAAUGAUCAUGUUGAAGGUUUACAUAACAUAGCGUUGUACUUGUAGACACGCACUAAGCUAAGAUAAAACUGAUUUCGACGAUGUGAAACAAAAAAAAAAUAGAAACAUGGUGUUAUGAUCAUUUGAUCUGAAAAUUGUGAGGUUUUCUCUUCGCGCUAUGAUGAGGACAACAGCCACCAGAAUGUCCUGCCUCUAAGAU